AUGAAACUUAUACAAUUACAGAUUUUAAAGAAUACAAUCGAUUCACAAUUAGAAUUAUUCAGUAAACCAAAGUCAUUCAAAGAGUAUUAUGAAGAUGAAACAUAUGGCCGAACAGGUAAUCAAGAGGUUUACUUUGAAUGUUUCACGCUAAGAAAUCAACUUCUCGACUAUGCUUUAGUUUGUAAAAAUUGGUUUCAAUAUGUAUCAAUCAACUAUUUUAAUGCUCACUACUUGGCCUAUAAUAGUAGAAACAAUCAGUACCUAAGUAAAAUUAAAGAGAGUAUUUUCUCUUUGUUUCAAGUUGCCAAUAUCAAAGAAUUGUUUUUCUUUGACACUGAUUAUCACAAAUCCAUUGGUACUGCUUUGGAGCACAUUCGAAAAUUAACAUCAUUAGAAAGAAUCAAUUUACACACAGUUAAUUAUGAGCUUGCUACAGAGAUCAAUAGAACAUUCCCACAUUUAAAACUUCAAUUGGUUUUGAUUGAUUAUAUCAUGGAGGACUUUAGCUUUAGCAACUUAGAUUCGAUUGAAUUUGUUCACAUGGAUAUCAAUGAUUUAGCAAGAGAAAUCAUUUAUGAUGGACCUGGAUUCGAAUUGGAUUUCAGUAUUUUCGAUAGGUGGAGAGUAAAUUCAAUGUUUUUAGAGUAUGAUGAAGCAUGUGGAGGUGGUGUUUAUCAUAUCUCAUACUCUAAACUCUUUCAAAUUCAAACAUUACGUUAUCUUACAAUAGAUAAGGUCGAUCAUGUCAAUGCCAGUGAACUUGUUGAUUCGAUCAAUGAUCAUCUGGUAAGACUGAAGAUCUCUGUUUUAUUUAGUGGAUUCAGUUUGGAAGAAGAGGAUAAUGUUAGCUAUGUCGAUGAUGAAGAGAGCAAAGAGUAUUGCAACAUGUGCGACAACAUGUAUAAUCACAAGACUGAAAUAAUCUCAACUCACAGAUUAUCGCAUUGGGUAGACUUUUGCUCUAAACUUGCCACAAACAAAACACUAGAGAAACUAUCAUUGAGCAACUAUUGCAAAGCACACGUAAUUAAAAGCCAAGAUGUUACUCAGAUAUCAUAUCUACUCAGCCAAUCACUCACAAGCAAUAACACAUUGAAAUCAUUAGCAAUAUCAUGCUAUGUACUAGACGAAGCAUUCUUUCAAUCACUUUCGCAGUAUAAAUCAAUCAAUAGUCUUAAACUCUAUGAUUUAACUCAAUUACACCUUCAAUUUCUUUGUGCAGCUCUAAAGACAAAUAACACAAUUCAAUAUUUAAAUAUAUCAUCCUAUGCAGAUCCCCAUCAAAAAGAAGCAUUCGCUGAAUUCUUGACGAGUUUAGACGAUAAUAAUACUUUAUCUGAAAUUAAAGUUGCGAUAUUGUUUGAAGAACAUCAACUUGAAGAUUUUAUCCCUGAAAAUCUUCGAUCUAACCAUCAUGUAGUUUAUAAAGAAUUUCUACAAUACAGACAACUCUACGUGAGGCGAGAUGUAAAGAACAAACAAUAA
Messenger RNA from Heterostelium album PN500, 1485 nucleotides. RefSeq lists its product as uncharacterized. The transcript has a single exon. NCBI's taxonomy places the organism in Eukaryota, Evosea, Eumycetozoa, Acytosteliales, Acytosteliaceae. The record is from RefSeq and is a predicted model, not a curated record. The coding region runs from base 1 to 1485 and encodes 494 amino acids.